AUGAUGGAUAUAUUGAAAACUGGAUCGUUUAAACGUAUCACAUCAUUCUUUAUUGGUGUCAUUGACCUAGACACUAAUACAGAAGUGGCUAUGAAUCUGGCAGGAAGGUUUUUUGUGAAGUCUAACUAUAUACGGUCUGCCAAAGAUAACUGGAUUCUGUGUGAUGUGAGACUAUUAACUGACGAUACUGAUACAUUUUUGUGCAUCAAAUCAUUGCCUUCGUCGAUAUUAUUGAAUGGAAACAUCAAUUACACAGAAAAUGAGGUUGAUAAACUUCCUGAAAAAAGUCCAUAUCUUCCAGAAAACUUUGCUACCAGGCCAUUCACUGCACUAUGUAAUCUAAGUGAAUAUAAAUCAUGUUCGAUGAGAACAGAAGCUGUUAAUUCGAGUGCCUCGUUCGCUCUCAAACUUGUGCCUUCGAGUGUUUUUGGAAAUAAAAAGCUUCUCAUUGCUACAGAAGAUGAAAAUGAGAUUACUACCUGGUUGGCUAUUUGUAAGACAUGCAUAGGGAAGAAGUCGAAAAACUGCUCUUCAACUAACAAGGACUUAGCUUGUAAUUUGGGAACGCUGAGUAAAUCUGGCAGCUUCAUGUCACUUAAACCAAACUCGCAGACAUGCGAAAAUGAACUUGACGAUGUACUGAUGGAUAAUGAGGUUUAUGAAGCAUACUCUUCAGAGGAUAAAAUCCCGGCACUUCUAGAAGAAGCUGGUGAUUGGAUGAAAUUACACUUAUGUCAAUCGGAUUGUUAUUUGCGUCUAACAACAGAUCGUUUAGAAGUUUUGGACUUUUACAGUCAUAAACCUGUACAUUGGUUUCCUUAUCUAUUAAUACGUAGAUUUGGUGCAUCCAACGGUGUGCUACGUGUUGAUGCUGGUCGAAGAUGUUCCACUGGUGAUGGUAAAUUUUUUUUUAGAUGUAGUCCACCAAAUGGUCAACCGGUUGAUGUAUUAGUUACACAAAUACGACAAUUAGCAUUGGAGGCGAAACAACGUACUAAACGUAGUCAAUUAACAUCGAGUAAUUUGGAGUUGCACGCCAACAACAAUACUAACAAUCACACUGAUAGUAAUAAUAUUAAUCAUCAUAUCAAAACAGGCGAAUCAUUGGCUACUACAAAUACUAAUUUGGAUAAUGAUCAGUUAGAGAGUAGUAUUCAUGGAACAUUACCACGUACAACAUCAAAACGCACAAAAUUACCAAGCGAAUCUACCAUGCUACGAUCCAGUUCCAAUUCUACAAAUGUCGGUAGUGGAAAUAGUAAUAAUAAUAGCGGUAGCGGUGGCCUGUCAGAGUGCCUUCCUCCAAAAGCCACUCCGGAACCAUCGGACGAUGUUGAUUCAAAUGUAAUUCCAUCUAGUAGUACCAAUGAUAAAAAAGAAAUAUUUAAAGCAACUUUAUGUAAAGCAGCUUUAGUACCUAAAAAUGAUCAAGAACCGGUGAACGUAUCAAAUCUUUAUGAUAAUUUACCACGUCCACCACGUCGUGCUUCACGUUUACCAGGGUCAGUCAAUGUUCUUCCAUUACCUGCACGUAGUAAUAAACAAAAAGAUUUUAACACUUCUGCAAACUUUGAAACACCACUUAACACUAAUGAUCGACAAUUUUCUACAGAUACUCUUGAUAAUUUAGUAAGGCUAAAUUAUAAACACUUAAGAGCACCAUCUUCGUUAGGAUUAAUAACAUCAUCUGCUUCACCAACGUCAGUAACAAUAACAACGACAACCACAACAACACCAUCAGCAGUCACCGUGAAUACAACUUCGAAUGCAUCCUUUUCAAUGCUAACUCCAUCGACAGUUUCUUCGCCUGCUUCUUCUUCUUCUCCAUCAUCAUCACCAUCGGCAUCAUUAGUUUUGAUGAAUAAAAAGACAGUGACUCCAACUUGUGUAUCACAAACUUCGUUAACACCAUCCAAUCACCUUCAACUGUACAGUAAAAGUAAUGAAGGUAAUAAUACAGCCGCAUCAUCUUCAUCGUCAUCGAUAAACUUUAUAGAUAGUUCAGAAAUAAAGACUAGCGACGCAUGUUCCUCCAUUCAAACAACAAUGAUCACAAUGCAAGGACUAACAACAACAUCCUCACCACCAUCCAACUCAAUUGUUAAAUCUCUAAUACAAUCAUAUACUUCUAUAUCGUCGAAUGGUUUAAACUACAAUGCUAACGGUUAUUUUAUUGGUGAUAAUCUUAAAAUUAAAUCAAAGCCCUCUUCGUUGUUUGUUCCAGUAACCACUACGACAAUAUCAUCGUCAUUAAAAUCCCCAGCUUCAGUCUCACCCUCCUCAGCCGUCAAAACUACACCGACUGAUAAUUACGAAAAUGAUGUUGAUACGAAAUUAGGCAGUCAUAAUUUAACAAAGAAAUCGGUAAAUUCAAAUGGAAAGAUGCGGGUACCCUCAUCGGUGAAUUCACAGUCAGAUACUCCUGAUCACCAACAACAAAAACAACAACUUAUAAGUAACUCUUCACACUUGAAUAAUUCAAAAUCUAGUUCAGCUUCAUUGUUUCUAUCCAGACCUCAUCCAGCAUCUAAACAAAACAAUACAAAUAUCACUGAAACUUCUUUUUCCUUGUCAUCUUGCACAUUACCAGUAUGUUCACCUACUAUGAACACAGUUGCUAAACCAAUUUCUUUACCAGUUAAAACGGAUUCAGUGUUUCGAGCUGAAAAGAUUGUUCCACGUAGAUCCAUAGAGGCGAACAGUAAUUGCAACAACGCUAAUGAAUUAGCACAAAGUUCUACUAGUAGUGGCUCUGUAGUAAAUUCUAAUGAUAAAACACGAAUGACAAAGGAUGAUUCACGUCGAUAUUUAUCUGAAUUGGAUAGUGUUAUCAAAGAACUCUGUGAAGCAAACGAAGCAGCUGUACAGGCUACACGUGAAGCUGCACAACGAAGACAACGUCUAGGCUGGUCAGCAUCAGGUAAUUCUCAAUUAAAAUUAGCAACAACAAAUGAACCAAGUACCAUGCCUAUUCCAAGUAGUACGAAUGCCUAG
This is a messenger RNA of Schistosoma turkestanicum, 2994 nucleotides long. NCBI's taxonomy places the organism in Eukaryota, Metazoa, Platyhelminthes, Trematoda, Strigeidida, Schistosomatidae. The record is from the annotation of a GenBank genome assembly.